AUGGCAACUGUUCAUUUUUUGCGCUCUUUGGGCAAUUCGACCUCAUUUAGAGGCAAUCCGAAGCUUAUGGUCGGCGCUCUCGCCCUGAUUGCCUUCUAUCUUCUCCGUCGGCACCGCUGGAAGCGCUAUUACCAAAUUCAUGAACAAUACGAAGCGAAAUGGAAGGCCGGGUCGCUAACCCCUGCAGAAGCGCAGCAGAUCAUCCACGUCGGACUCGGACGUGACUUGGUCUUCGCUCUAAAGAGGGCAAUAGGCUUUGCCUUGUUCAAGACGUAUGCUAUCCCUUCCAUUUCGAAACUCCUCUCGAGCACACAGGAACAUAGUACCCGAGAGAAGGUGUCCAAGAGGUACGCAGACACCGAAAUCCUCAUAGGGACCUGGCUCUCAUGUCCAGUCAACGGUUUCCUGGAUCCAUCCAAGUCAAGCAAUGAGAGAAACCCCGUCAAAGAUCCCAGAGUUGCUAUCGCCCUCGCCAGAACAAACUACCUUCAUUCUCGAUACAAGAUCUCAAACGAUGAAUAUCUCUACACCCUCUCCCUCUUCGUACUCGAGCCACCAAGAUGGGCAGACCGCUUUGGCUGGCGCUCACUUUCACCUAUGGAAAAAGACGCCUGGUACAUCUUUUGGAAAGACAUCGGGUUAAAAAUGAACAUCCGCGAUAUCCCUCCCAAUCGCCAAGCGAUGGAUGCAUGGAGCAGGGCAUACGAAGAAACCUACAUGCUUCCCUCCCUGACAAACCACAAAGUAGCCAGCGCCACCCUCGAGGAACUCAUCUACGCCGUACCCGCCUUUCUAGGCCUCAAUGCUCUCGUCAAACGCAUCAUAAUCUGCCUCCUCGAAGACCGCGUCCGCAUAGCGAUGAUGUACUCGCAACCUUCACUAUUCCUACGAACCCUCGUUCAGGGACUUAUGACGAGCUUGUGGAUUGUGCAGCGGUACUUUGGUGUUCCGCCGAGGAACGCACCGUGGGUCGUGGAUCCCAAACUCCCGGACGGGGAGGUGGUGUUUCGUCCUACAAUAUACAAGUCUGUUCCGUGGUACAAAGCCGAGCCGACUGGACCUGUCUCUCGGUUCAUCGAAUCCUUGAGAGUGACUCUGGGUCUCCAAGCCGUUAUGCCUGAUCCACGGUACAGGAGCUCCGGAUAUCGCAUAGAACAACUGGGACCAACACGCUAUGAAAAUGAUGGACACGACUUCGUUUUUCAAGAAGCCGCUCGAAUCUCGAAAUGCCCUAUCCCGUCUGCUUGGACACCGUGA
Coprinopsis cinerea okayama7#130 is the source of this 1257-nucleotide messenger RNA. RefSeq lists its product as hypothetical. NCBI's taxonomy places the organism in Eukaryota, Fungi, Basidiomycota, Agaricomycetes, Agaricales, Psathyrellaceae. The transcript is spliced from 11 exons. Gene Ontology annotation, molecular function: oxidoreductase activity. The record is from RefSeq and is a predicted model, not a curated record. Bases 1 to 1257 code for a protein of 418 amino acids.